AUGAUAAGUAGGUUCAAAGGACUAAUAACCAAACGGGUAGUAGAUGGUUACAAACCGAUUAAGUGGCCCUCAAGUAAUGACACAAUCGUUAUUGCGAUGUCUUCUGGUGUUGAUUCAUCUGUGGCAGCAUUACUAUUUUCUGAAUUAUUUCCCAAUUGCAAAAUUAAAGGAAUUUAUAUGAGCAACUGGUCACAACAAGAGAAUGAAGAAACACAUGAAAAAGGACAGUGCUAUGAAAGGGACUGGAAGGAUGUAUGUCAAAUAGGGAAAUAUUUGAAUAUACCCGUUGAUUUCAUAAAUUUUGAAAAAGAUUAUUGGAUGGAUGUUUUUGAACCGAUGCUACAUGGUUAUCAAAAGGGCAUAACUCCUAAUCCUGAUAUUGGAUGCAACAAGUUCAUUAAAUUUGGUAAAUUGUUCAGACAUCUUAAUUCCCAGUAUGGUAAAGACAACUAUCGUUUGGUCACCGGUCAUUAUGCCAGAAUAUUGCAAAAAAAUAAUGGUGAUUUUAACCUUUUAAGGAGUUACUACAAAAACAAGGAUCAAAGCUAUUAUAUGUCGCAAAUCUCCCCUUCAACUUUACCGAAUAUUAUUUUACCAAUUGGACAUAUGACCAAGCCGGAAGUCCGGGAAAUAGCUAAUUUUUACAAGUUACCAACCGCUAACAAACCAGAUUCACAAGGUAUAUGUUUUGUUAAUAAUUCUCAGCAUGGCUCAUUUAAAAAUUUCCUACAAAAUUAUAUACCGGAAAAUAAAGGUGAUAUCAUUACUAUACUCGAGGAUGGUAAAAAAAAACGAAAAUGGGGAGAGCAUACUGGGUUAUGGUCUUACACAGUGGGCCAAAAAAUUGGCUUAUCAAUGCCACAAGGGGACCACAGAUUUUCUGGGGCAUGGUAUGUCAGUGAUAAGCUGAAAAGUACCAAUGAGCUGGUGAUUGUUCGUGGUAGAGAUAAUCCUGCCUUAUAUAAAAAUACUGUAAAAGUACGAGAUUUUUGCUAUAUGGGAGCAGAUAUUGAACAGAUGAAAAAAGAUGUCGUUGCGGCAAUCAAGAGCGGUAUGUUAACUAUGCAAUAUAGAUCCCUGCAGGAGCCAGUGAGAGUCAAACACCUUUCCUACCUUAAAGAUGGUGAUGAUAGUACUGUACAGGAACUAGGAAUGGAAGUGGCACAAAGAGCCAUGGCGCCUGGCCAAUAUUGUUGUUUAUACAUAGGUGAUACGGUAAUUGGGAGUGGUACAAUUAUCUAG
This is a messenger RNA of Naumovozyma dairenensis CBS 421, 1242 nucleotides long. RefSeq names its product tRNA-5-taurinomethyluridine 2-sulfurtransferase (gene SLM3). Gene Ontology annotation, biological process: tRNA wobble position uridine thiolation. The transcript has a single exon. The record is from RefSeq and is a predicted model, not a curated record. NCBI's taxonomy places the organism in Eukaryota, Fungi, Ascomycota, Saccharomycetes, Saccharomycetales, Saccharomycetaceae. Gene Ontology annotation, cellular component: mitochondrion. Bases 1 to 1242 code for a protein of 413 amino acids. Gene Ontology annotation, molecular function: sulfurtransferase activity.